This is a messenger RNA of Oncorhynchus kisutch (coho salmon), 660 nucleotides long. RefSeq lists its product as uncharacterized. Gene Ontology annotation, cellular component: external side of plasma membrane. The transcript is spliced from 4 exons. The record is from RefSeq and is a predicted model, not a curated record. Gene Ontology annotation, molecular function: transmembrane signaling receptor activity. Gene Ontology annotation, biological process: immune response; cell surface receptor signaling pathway. Bases 1 to 660 code for a protein of 219 amino acids. NCBI's taxonomy places the organism in Eukaryota, Metazoa, Chordata, Actinopteri, Salmoniformes, Salmonidae.
AUGGAGGCCUGCUCCAUCGCCUCCCCAACAGUCUCUGGCUCUCUCCUCGGCUCGACCGACAGUGCGUGGAGCGUGGAGCGUGGCCUGGUGCGUGGAGCCGGCACAGCUCUGCCCAAAGCUGAACUGAGUGUAGAGCCAAACCCUGUGUACCCUGGAGAGACAGUUACUCUGACGUGUUCAGUAGGGUCUGACAGUAUCUGGAACUAUCAGUUGGACAAAUACAGGAAUGAUAAUGUAGUAUCCCAGUCUGUCAGACACACUAUAACAGGAGAUACUCUCACCAUCAGUAUAGCUGCUGAGUCUGACCAGGGUCUCUACUGGUUAAAGUGGAUCUUUCCACUCAAACCUAUUGCAAUACCAACAGAUUAUCAGCCGUCGACUACACUGACAUCAGACAAAGAGGACGUAUUCACAGGAGACAGUGUGACACUGAGCUGUACUGUAGAGUCUUCUGGAUGGAAGUUUUACUGGUACAGAGACAGACCAGACUCUACACCAGUAACCACAACCUCUGGAUACUCCUACACACUCAGCUGGGUCAGUGUCUCUGAUGGAGGACAGUACUGGUGCAGAGCUGGGAGAGGAGACCCAGUCUACUACACCAUGUACAGUGACCCAGUCCAGAUAAACAUUACUGGUGAGUCUAAAACAGUUUUAUGA